Messenger RNA from Penaeus vannamei (Pacific white shrimp), 3348 nucleotides. The record is from RefSeq and is a predicted model, not a curated record. Lineage: Eukaryota; Metazoa; Arthropoda; Malacostraca; Decapoda; Penaeidae.
AUAAGCCGAAGUAUUUCACGAGUGCGCGCCAGGCUUAUUGACACAUCUUCAUGAUAUGCGAAGCGUGUAUCAUCGAAAGUCAUAGCUUCAGAAAUUCCAUUGGUUCAGCAUAAAAGGAGACAUGGAGGCUGCAUUGGAGAAAGCCCUGGCAAAUCCAGGCUUGGGAGUGCUCCUGCUGGAUGAAACAAAUCGGGGCCUUGCAGAGGAUGUGGAGAAAUUGCGGCAAGAAGUAUCUCGUAAUGAAGAUACUUGGAAAUUAGAAAAUGAUACCAAGCGCAGAAAUGCAGAAUACUUAUCAGACAUGACACAAAUGUUAGAUAACAUUCAGAAAUUAGUUUCAGCUCACCAAAAAGACGUUGAGUCUGAAAGUAAGCAGGAAAAAGCCGCAAGCAGUGAAGCUGAUGGAAUUUUACGUCAGUGUCGAAAAAAGCAUGGAGAAAUAUCUCAUGUUCAGGAAGCAUCAGAAUAUCUUGAAUCCCUUAUCAAUCAGCAUCAAAGGGAACUUGAAGAUCUGCAAAAAAAUUUGACUGGUGAUUCCAGUCUUUUGAAAGAAUUGUUGGAUCAUUUAGCUGAAGCAGACAAUGAUAACCUUCUCCUUUUGCAAUACUCUGCAGAAGAUGCUUCCAAAAUUAAGGAACUUAGUGUUGCCCUUGAACGUACAAGUGCUGAAGUUGCAGCAACAGAAUCUGAACUCUCCAGUGCACAGGCAGAAGCAGCAGCAUCUCAGACAACAUUAGACCAGCUUAGUACAGCAUUUCUGCAGGCAGCAGCUCAUCGUGAUCAUCUGCUUGCUCAGUGGGAGAUCACUCUAAAUCACAUUUAUCAGAAAGCUAAUGAGCAGACACUUUGCAUUGAGGAUUCACUAGCAGCACAGCAGAAAAUUGGGAUCUUGCAAAGGGAAGUUGAGCAAGAAAAUCAGAUUUUAAGACAAGUGCAAAAUUCCUGUCAGCAAGUCUUAACUAACAUCCAGGUUGUAGAUGAUGAGAGUGUAUUGGUUAACACACACCUACAAGCAGUGACCACUACAAAAGAACAAAUUCAAUCUCAGAUAUGGGCUUUACAAAAUGCACUUAUAAAAGUUAAUAAAGAAAUAGAAAGCCUUAAUGUUCAGUUGUCUGAGCAAAGGACAUUCCGUGAGGAGAAAGAAGCUUUUUAUGAAAGCAUGGAACAAAAGUGCAAGAAAUCAGAGGAAAAGCUGACUGUCAAUACUGAACUUGUAAUAUCAGUUGAAGAGUCACUUCAGUCUUUGGAAGCCAUGUUGAAGGAUGCUGAAGCUCUUGCAAGAGGAUUGAAUAAGCAGAAAGAGAGGAUAGUGGAGGCUGAGCAACACCAUGAAAAAGCUGUGACUGAGUGGCACAGGCAAGAACUAUUACUAAAAGGAGAAAUCACAGCCUUGUCUGCAACUAAGACUCGUAACUUGGUAUAUAUCAAGGAGCUUGACACUAAAGCUGUAAAGCAGAAGGAGGUUUUGCAUGACCAGGAACUCAAUCUUCAGCAGCUCCGACGUAGAAUCCAUGAUCUUACUCAUGACAGAAACAACAAUGCAGUGGAUACAGAAGAACAAAAGCAACUGGAACUCCUGCAGCUUCGUCUUAAAGAAAUAUCUGUAACAAUAAAGAUGCUUACUAAACAGCUGACACUUCUAAAGAAUUCUAGAUCCCAGGAGCAGACUAAUGUGAUUCAACUACAGAAACAAAGUGUUAAGAUGGAGGCAGAACUAACAACUGUAAAGAUGACUAGUGAGAGUGCAGAGAGAGAAUGUGCCAGACUGUCCAGCAAAACAGAAGAACUUAUGGUUGAUGUCAGCCUUUCGCAGCUGCACCUGCAGCGAAGGAUGGCACAGCUUCAAGGAGUUAUGGCUAAAGUGUCACAGUUGGCAGAAGAUAAGUCUGAUAUGGAAAAGUUAAUCACAGAACAGAUCAGAGUUGUGAAGGAACGAGUUGAUAAAGCUGACGUCACUCUGAGAGCCUUGAACAGUGAGAUGCAUAGACUCUUCCUGCAAUUGCAUGAAGUUACUUCAAGGAUUGCUCAGCUCAAAGACAAACAUUCUAAAAUCAAGAUGAGCCUUGAUACACCAGAAGGAGAGGAAGGGGUUUCUACAACACAAGUCUUCUUAAAGGUGGCCAAUGAACGUGCUGGUCUACAAGAGACUGGUGAUCUUCUUGACCUUGAGGUGAGACGUGCAGAGGAGGAGGUUGAUGCUCUGCAGCAGAUGCUAGCAUUGAUAAGUAUAGAGGGUCAGCAAUACCGCUCGCAGCUUCAUGACAUUCUCCACCACAGUGAGGAGCAGAAAGAAAGGAUUAUUCUGGAGGAGAACUUGGCAUCUUUAGAAGAAGAGAUCCAGGUGUGGGAGACAAUGUUAGAUCAAGCACAAGUAGGAUUGCAGAAUAUGCAAAGCAAACUUCAUGAGGUAGAACUGCAAGUCCAUGCUGUAGAAGAACUCUUGAAGGAAAAAAAUAUUCACAUGACAGCAGUCCAAAGGGAAACAGAGAGCCACUGCAAUAAAGCUCGCCAUGCUGCCCAAGCCACGGCCACAAUGCAGUGGAGGACCCGUGGAAAAUCAUUGCAACAGUAUGACAUCGAACUCAGACUUGCACAGGAACGUCUGCGUGCAAUAAAUUCACUCUUGGGUGAUGCAGUUUCACAUUAUCCUGAGGCCAGGGAAUCUGUUGUGAUAUACUGCCAACAAGUGAAUAUUCCUCCUCCAGAUGUUACAAAACUGACCAAGAAGGAAUCAUUUGGUUCAAGGUCCAGCAUUGGCACCUUGCAUUCAUCUCGAAGUAGCAGUGCAAGUCGUCCCAGGAGUAGAUCACCAGGAAAUGAAUCCUGGAAAUCUCGUAGCCAUCAUUCAUCCAUGUCAUCACUCCAUUCUGAAGACUCUGGCCGAAGUGGUUCUCCUUACCAAGGUCCUCCUGCUCCGAGGAGUAGGAGAGCAAGCAGCACCACCAGACUAGGGAUAAAACCAGUCACACAGCCUGGUAUAACAGUUCUGUCACCAGUUUUUCCUACAAAGGACAUAAAGAGACACCAUUAUCAAGGCAAAAAGCUGUCCAAGAGACCAACAAUGCAUUUAUAGUAAACCAAUGACAAAUUAAUGGGUAUAAAAUUACUUUUCUAAAAACUUUUAAGUGAUAUAUAUGUGUGUGUGUGUGUGUGUGUGUGUGUGUGUGUGUGUGUGUGUGUGUGUGUGUGUGUGUGUGUGUGUGUGUGUGUGUCUGUGUGUGUGUUCUUUGCUCAUGUGUGUUCUUUGCUCGUGUGCUUUUUGUUUGCAGAUGUACGUGUCUUGUUUUUAUGUGUGUACAUGCAUGUACUUUAUACUCUAUUUUCUGUGUUUCUGUACAAAGGAUU